AUGGGUGAUACUAGUGAUAAUCAUAUUACUGUCACUAGUAUACCACAUAACUAUAAUGCUCAUGAAGAGAGUCAUUAUUCUGAUAAACCACUCACAUUUAGUGGUGAUUCUACUCACUUUAAAUAUGGAAGAUCAAAAUAUACACAUACACCAUUGGUCUUAAUUAUGAGUUACGGAACAUCCUUGAAGAUGACAUUGAAAUUGAAUGUGCCUCAAUAUCUCUCUGGCGAAACCCUAAAUCGAGUUCUCAUUCCUCUUCCCUCUACAUCAAAAAUGAAGGUUAUCGCUGCUUACUUGUUGGCCGUUCUGGGAGGCAACGCAGCCCCUUCAGCUGCUGAUAUUAAGAAGAUUCUCGCAUCAGUUGGAAUUGAGGCUGAGGACUCAAACAUUGAGUUGCUCAUAACCGAAGUCAAGGGCAAGGAUUUUGCUGAGCUCAUUGCCAGUGGAAGAGAAAAGUUGGCUUCAGUUCCAUCUGGUGGUGGUGGUGGUGCUGUUGCUCUUUCUGCUGCAUCUGGAGGAGGUGCUGCAGCUGCAGCUCCAGCUGCUGAAGCUAAGGAGGAGAAGAAGGUGGAAGAAAAGGAAGAAUCUGAUGAUGACAUGGGAUUCAGCUUAUUUGACUAA
Vicia faba (fava bean) is the source of this 621-nucleotide messenger RNA. The record is from the annotation of a GenBank genome assembly. NCBI's taxonomy places the organism in Eukaryota, Viridiplantae, Streptophyta, Magnoliopsida, Fabales, Fabaceae.